This is a messenger RNA of Salpingoeca rosetta, 5652 nucleotides long. RefSeq lists its product as uncharacterized. The transcript has 13 exons. The coding region runs from base 1 to 5652 and encodes 1883 amino acids. Lineage: Eukaryota; Choanoflagellata; Craspedida; Salpingoecidae. The record is from RefSeq and is a predicted model, not a curated record.
AUGGCUGAGGUGUACGUGGAGCGCAUUGUGCAGGCCACCCUGUGUGGCAUCUGCGAAGAAGAGCUGCUCAAGGCCGCUUCUCCACAGCAGCAGCAACAACAGCCAAGUGUACAGGUUCCGCUGUGGCUACAGGCCAUCUCCACCGGCGUGACCCGCAACGGCAGCGACUGCCUCAUCUCCGAGCAUGCCAUCCUGCAUGCAGUGCACCUGUUGCAGACCGCUGGCGCGUGUCCGCGAACGGUGGUGACCGCUGCCAGCCCACCUGCCGCGCUGGCACGCCUCCUUGCGCUCAGGAUGCGCAGCAUGGACAACAUUGGUCUUGUCACCAACGUCGUCUGGAAGCAAGUUGCAUCAACGUCCACCACCGCACCCUCAACAACGACAGCAGCGACGGUGACACCUACAGCGGGCGAGCUGUGCGUGUCCAUUCAACCACCAUCACCACAGCUGUUUCCAACCCCGCACGUGCCCGUCUCCCAGCGCACCAUGGGCACGCUCGCGCGCCUGUUUGCCACGUUUGCGCAGGGGGUGGCACUGCACUGCGAGGCCAUGUUUGAGGCGAUGCUUGCCGACAUCAACACGCGACUGCAAGGCAAACCGCUGCCGUCCAGCCCCGUCACCAUUGUCACCACCCACGUGAGCAGCAGCACCACCACCACCAGCGGCAGUGGCGGAGAUGCGUCUGAGCUUGGACAGCCCAUCAAGCUGAGCGUUGCCGACGCGGCGACGCAGGUGUGGCUGCAGCACCUGAUGGAGUACCACGCAGCCGCCGUCAGCGGCACCAUGCCCGAGGAGCUCUACAGCGACCUCUGCGGGCUGAUCUGCACGGAGCCGUCUGCGUGGCCGCGGUCCCCGGUGGAGGUUGCAAAGCUGUUCACCUCCUGCGGGACAGAGACAUGCCGCUCGUUCAGCACAUUCCCCGUCUACGCGCUGCUUGAUCUGUUCUGCACGUUCCGGCCGCUGGUCGCUGCGCCGUCGCUGGAGGACGUGCUGUUCCUGCAGACCACGCUCAAGAUGUUCGCGGCCGGCAACGUCCCCACCGUCACGUCAACAAUCCACGAGACCCUGCAGGCAAUGAACCGCGUGCUUGCAAGCAUCCAGCAGUCGCUGACGGGCGGCGAGCGGUAUGCGGCUGCCAUCCACGCCCUCCCAUCGCAGCUGGCGCGCGUGUGCGAGGAAGCAAGUGCACCGUCGUCCAUCACCACGAAACAACACCUCAUGCUCGGGCUGGCUAUGGAGGCCAAGAUUAUCCAGUCGCUGCUGAUGACGCAGGCGUUUUAUGCGGAUAUGCAGCAGCGCAAGCACGCGUCUGGCGCCGCCAACGAGGCAGACCUUGCCAACAUGCACACGACCAUGACCUCGCUGCGCGUGUACCAGCACGCGUACGACACGGUAUGCACGCAGAUGCUGGCGGUCGAGGCAUACCCGAGCGAGCACUUGCUUGUGGACGCACCCCAGCAGAUGCAGCAGCCACAGAUGGUGCAACAGCAGCCACAGAUGGUGCCACAGCAGCCACAACAACAACAACAACAACAACAACAACAACAACAACAACAACAACAACAACAACAGCAACAACAACAACAGCAACAACAACAACAACAACAACAACAACAACAACAACAACAACAACAACAACAACAACAACAACAACAACAACAACAACAACAACAACAACAACAACAACAACAACAACAACAGCAAGCACAGCAGCCGCAACAGCCAGCGCAACAACAACAACAACAGCAAGCGCACCAGCCGCAACAGUAUCAACAACUGCAGCAGUAUCCCGUGGGAUCUGAGGGGAUGAAAAACGAGUUUAUGCUCACGACGUCCUCCCCACCACCAGCAGCAGCAGCAAUGUCAUCCCCAGCCGUGAGCACGAGCAGCAGCAGCGGCAGCGGUGUUGGUGUUGGUGGCGGUGCUGUCGUGUCACAGCCAACGGGGUCAACGGCGGCGUUUGUUUCCAGUCCACAGCCAGCGCCUGGAGUCGCUGUUGCUGUGACGACAACAGCCGCGACAACAGCAGCAGGAAUGUCGAGUGCAAAGCGCCCUGCCGCUGACAGUGAUUUCGCGAGCAAACGCGCCAUGUUUGCCCCAACGAGCGCAGCCCCGGUCACGACAACGACAGCAACAGCAACCACAGGAACAGGAGCAGGAACAGCGACCACUGGGCAAGCACUGAGCAACGGCAGUGGCAAUGCUGCUGGCGUGGCGAUACAACGCACACCGCAUACAGAGGCGGAAGCGUCGCUGGCGUUUCUUGCAGACGCAUCCAUCCUCUCGGCAACGAAAGCAAGUUCGCCCCAACAGCAAACACCACAACAGCAACAACAGUAUCCACAACAACAACAGCAGCAGCAGCAGCAGCAGCCAGGUGUCGCUGCUGCUUCAAUGCCGCAAGUGUCCGCGGGUAGUGGCAACGCCACCACCACCACCACCACCUCCUCCUCCUCCACCAACAACACCACUACCAACACCACCACCAACAACACCAACAGCACCAACAACACAACUACCAUCAGUGGAUAUGGUGGUGCGUACAGCACCGCUGGUAGUGACAUGUACCAGCAACAGCACAACCAACCUCAUCAGCAGCAGAUGCAGAUGGGAACACAGCAGCACGCAAUGCAGCACGCACUGCAGCACGCAAUGCAGGGGCAGAUGCAAGGGCACCCGUUCCAAGCUCCCCAGCACUCGUCCCAGAUGUAUGCGUAUCAGCAAGCACAGCAGGCCAUGUACCAGCAGCAGGCACAGUACCACCUGCAGCAGCAGCCACAGUACAUGCAGCAGCAGCAGCAGCCACAGUACAUGCAGCAGCAACAGCAGCAACAGCAGCCGCCACCAUCGCUGUUGCCGUACCCCGCAGCGACAACAAGCACACCGGUCGCCAUGACCACAGCAGCACCACCACCAUCAUCAUCCACAUCAGUGCCGUCACUAUCAACCCCAACGACCGCCACCACGACCACGACUAUGACCACCACCACCGCGACGACGUGCAGCACACCAGCAAGUGCAGCACACCUGACGAGCACAACGCGGCCUGCGGCGACACUGCGCACGCUGGACCUGCUGCAGAUGGCGGGGGAUUUGGUUGAGUCGGCUGAGGUCGAGGAGAACUCGUGGACGGAUGCAGAUGUGCUGGACAAGGGCGUGUCGUUCCCCGUGAUGUAUGGCCACUGCAUGUGGUACGUGCGGGUGCAGGCGACGCUGCUCGCGGGAACAUGCGCGGCCCUACGCCUGGUGAUGGCGCUGAACAAAACCAAGCUCAAGUGCACCUAUCUGGGCAUGUGGUACCGUGGCAGUGGUGGUGGUGCAAAGACAAGCAGCAGCAGCAGCAGCAGCAGCAGCAGUCGCAGCAGUGGCAGCAGCAGCGAUAAUGGAGGUGGUGAUGGUGAUGGUGAGGGAGCGACGAGGACGAUUGCGCUGUACUUUUCCACGCCGUCUGACGUGUUUGAUGGACACUUCAAGACUGCUGCGAUCAAAGCGCUCAACACCAUCUGCUCAGCAACAACAAAGGGAGACGCAGCAACAUCAGCAGGGGCGAAGACGAUGAAGAAAACCAGUGGCGACAGGAAGAACGGACACAAGCGACUGGGAGCAGGGGCAGCAGGAUCAUCAUCAGAGUCAUCUUCAUCUUCAUCGUCGUCGUCGUCAUCAUCAUCAUCAGCCACUUCCCCGGCGGUUCAGAAGAGCAAAGCCGAGGCGAAGACGCCACUGGCCGGCAACGGCAGCACAUCGCGGGUGGUGCUUCUCGAUACCACGACCACUUCAGCCACAUCAGCCAACGCAUCAGCCACGACGACCACGACGACCGGCGGCACGACCAUGGUGGCGGGUAGCAGCAGGUCGGCUGGCGAGGGUGCAGCAACAGGCAGCGUGGCCAGCACUGCUGCGCUGCACGUUGUGCCGGAUCGCUUCACCUCCGCCAGCAUUCGCAGCGCCCACCCGCUGUCCCCUGCAGCGAGCAACGUGGUGCAGUCUGGUGCAACGCUUGUUGUCUCCAUCCACUGCACGAGCAGAAGCAGCCGCGCCGUGAGCGUGCCCGGGACAGGUGUUGCCGCUGUUUUCCCCGCCAUCAAGUCUGCCCUUCGCUCGGACGCCGUGCUGAGCGAUGCGCUGCUGGUGUGCCGGGACGUGGGCAAGCGCUCGUAUGUGCUGCUGGACAAAUCCACCGCGCAGCCGCUGCCGUGGGAGGCCGUGGAGGGAACGAGGGCACAGGUGCUCAAUGUGUUUGUGCAGCCUCGCAUCUACGCUGCGCAUGCACAGCAAGGCAAGCGGCGCGGAGUAGUUCUCCACUGCACACCGGUGCCCACGCUGCACGCCCUGCAGGCAUACCUGGCCCGUCACACUCUGUCGCUCAAGGGCGUGUUGACCACACCUCACACGUAUGUGCUGGAGGGCUCGGACACGGACGUGGCGGCCGCGCUGGCGGCCUUCAAGGCAGAUGCACACGCCCUUUGCAAGCACUUUGGCCAGUCCGCCUCCUUAGCAGAGCCGGCCUUUGAGCUUGAGGGACGAACGCGACGUGGGCGGUUCCCACUGCUCGUGCCGCAAUCCAUGCUGCUCACAGACCUCUUUUCAUUCAUGGCCGCUGUGCUUGGUGAACCCCGCGCUAGCAUCUCAGCGCUCUUUAUGUCAAAGUCACAAGCAGGUGCAGUGCAGCGGCGCGUGCUGCUCGACCGCGCAAAGGAGUUGGCAGCGUUUGUCACCGCAGACCGUGGCCACGUCUUCAUCUCCAUCGGCGAUGACGUGCUGCCUGGCAAUCUCUCUGACAGCGAUGAUGAAGAGUUGUCAACAGCAACAACGGCAGUGGCCGCACACCCUCCAGUUCCAUCUGCAUCGCUUCCCAAACCAACCGCUGCAAGAGCCGCGUCGUCGUCAUCGAGAGGCGGUUCACAGCGACGCCGCGGUCGCAAUCAGACGCAGCCGUCCCAUCAGCCGCCCGCGCCGUCAUCAUCAUCGUCGUCCUCGUCAUCUGUGCAGCUCGCGCGGGCUGGGGGAGGAUACCGCCAAUCACGGCACCCGAGCCUUCGCUCCCUGCCUGCUUCGCUGCACAUCCCGACGCUGCCUGCUGCGACGACGGAUGGCGAUUUCCGCUCGCUUCCAUUUGAUGACGCGCUCCUCCUCCCAGAUCGACAGUUUGACUCGUACCUGCGGCGAGCUGAGCGCAAGUUUCCAGCGCAGGGGCCCGAGUAUGCGUCCAUCAUGCGCACCAUCCGCCUCAAGUACCCGAUUGACCGCGCGUCCCUCGAUGAGUACAUGAAGCCCGGCAAACGCGUGCGCGCAGCGCUGGUGGAGGCGUGUGAGAGCAUCGGCUUCAACGACGUUGCAACCGAGUUUAUCCUCGUGGAGCGCGACCGUGCACUCGAUGCGGCCCGCAAAGCGCGGAACCGGCAGGAGAUCCGACGCAUUGCUGCACAGCUGCUGGCGGAGAUGCAGUCCCUCCACGCAUCGGUCGAGUCCCUGCAGAAGACUGCGCCAUCGAGUACCGAGCUGCAGGAGAAACUGCGAGACCUGCGCACGGUUGUGUUCCGGGUGACGCGCACGCAGCAAGGGAUCACGCGUGAGGUGAAGCGGUUGGACAAGGGCGGGGUGCUUGGCAGGUGCAGCGAGCUGCUCAAGGCGACGGAGGCCUUCCCGCCAUGA